CUUCAAGGACGCGCGCGAACACUGACAGCCGCUACUUCGCCGCUACUCGCUCGAAAAUGUUUGUUAAUUGACUACAGCUAUGCUCCUCUCACAUCCUACGCUUGACCACGACGACUGCUUGAACGCACCGGUCCAUCUAUCUGCAAAGUAUUACAGUGGGUGGGCGGCUAGUACGCGAUGUCCGAGUCAAGCCACAGGCGCGGCCGGUACCGCACUGCAGUGCUCAAGCUUCACCCUCUCAUGUCCACAGCCGCCCCCUGAUCUCAUAUCUAGCAGAGGAACCGCUUCGAUAUCAGUGGCAUCCCUCGCACCUUCAAGCGAAUCAUGGAGUCCAGCCCAUCCGCGGAUACAUUCGAUGCCUUGCGCAUCCUCGCGGAAGGUCGAGCGUGGUCUGAACGCAAUGAAACGGCUCUACUAGAACCCUUCACGCAUAUCAACUCGGUCCCUGGCAAGGAUAUCCGAGGACUCAUGCUCGCGGCUUUCAACAACUGGCUACAAGUGCCCGCAGACAAGCUGAGCACAAUCACGAAGGUCGUUGGUAUGCUUCACACUGCUAGCUUGCUUAUCGAUGAUAUCGAAGACGACGCGCAACUCAGGAGAGGUGUACCUGCUUCGCAUAAGAUUUACGGCAUCCCGCAGACGAUCAAUUCUGCAAACUACGUGUACUUCCUCGCAUACCAGGAGCUGUUCAGCCUGCGAUCUGGCGUUGGUAUGCCGGACAACCCCGAUGGUCCAAAUGACCGACUCAUACCAUUCAUCGAGUUGGAUCGCAUUGUGACAGCUGAACUGUUAGCCCUCCAUCGCGGCCAGGGACUUGAACUAUUAUGGCGCGACUCUCUACAAUGCCCGACAGAAGAGGAGUACGUCAGAAUGGUGAACCAGAAAACCGGUGGCUUGUUCCGGGUUGCUGUCAAGCUCAUGAUGGCAUGUGCGACAACGAACGCCAACAUUGACUACGUUCCCCUGGUUGAUCUGUUCGGCGUGUUCUAUCAGAUACGCGAUGACUACAUGAACCUGCAGAGUUCCACAUACGCAGACAACAAGGGUUUCGCGGAAGAUCUCACGGAGGGCAAGUUCUCCUUCCCGAUAGUCCACGCUGUCCGCGCGGACACCUCAAAUCGCCAAGUCCUGAACGUACUCCAGAAACGGCCGACGACGCCUACACUCAAACGGCAUACGGUCAACUACCUUCGGAAUCACACAAAAUCGUUUGACUACACUGUCCGGGUGCUGCGUUCUCUGGAAAACCAAAUUAGAGAAGAGAUAGCGCGGUUGGGUGGAAAUGGCGGACUCGAGCGAAUCAUGGACGCGCUUCACGUUGAUGAGCCGGCAUGAGCCGUCUGUUGUUGUCUACUGAAUGGCACUGUCGGUAUGUUAUGUGCUUAUUGUUGUGUGAUACCCUGGCGACCGUCUACCCAUAA
Messenger RNA from Rhodofomes roseus, 1421 nucleotides. Its product is annotated as isoprenoid synthase domain-containing protein. The transcript is spliced from 10 exons. Gene Ontology annotation, molecular function: prenyltransferase activity. The coding region runs from base 325 to 1335 and encodes 336 amino acids. Gene Ontology annotation, biological process: isoprenoid biosynthetic process. The record is from RefSeq and is a predicted model, not a curated record. Lineage: Eukaryota; Fungi; Basidiomycota; Agaricomycetes; Polyporales; Fomitopsidaceae.